Molecule: messenger RNA, 429 nt
Organism: Durusdinium trenchii
Lineage: Eukaryota; Dinophyceae; Suessiales; Symbiodiniaceae
Source: the annotation of a GenBank genome assembly
AUGCCGAAGCGCGGGCUUCUGUCCUUUGGGCUGCUUCUAGCCGUUGGUCGGCUGUGGACCUUUUGUGGACUGAGCCAGGCCUCGCACGAUGGCCGCACCACGCGGACGGAGCGCCAACGGGCGGAAGACGCUCAGUCAGAGAUCUCAGCGGAGAGGAGCGAAGAGUUGCUGAUCGCACUGGGUCGAAAUCUUUGGGCGGCGGCCGACGUCGCUCGGGGUGAGUGCCCUCCUGGCUGCCGCGCCUUUGGGCCUCCAAGCCCUGGACGUCCGGAAGUUCUCCCCGCAGGGCCUCGGGGCCGCCGCGCUGGCGCUCCGCAGCGCAGCAGAUGCUCGGAUUGGCUUCGCAGACUCGGGAUGGGCAUGAGGAACCUAGGACCUAGGCUCAGGAACCUGAAGGUGGAGAACCCCCUGAAAGAGCAUGACCCAUGA